Messenger RNA from Epithele typhae, 1539 nucleotides. Its product is annotated as CyP450 monooxygenase. The transcript is spliced from 10 exons. The coding region runs from base 1 to 1539 and encodes 512 amino acids. Gene Ontology annotation, molecular function: oxidoreductase activity, acting on paired donors, with incorporation or reduction of molecular oxygen; heme binding; iron ion binding. NCBI's taxonomy places the organism in Eukaryota, Fungi, Basidiomycota, Agaricomycetes, Polyporales, Epitheliaceae. The record is from RefSeq and is a predicted model, not a curated record.
AUGAUGGACUUGCAGCCUGCCGCCGCUCUUGGGUCCUUUCUCACCAUCGCCCUCACGAUUGCAAUAUAUCGCAGACCUCAGACGCUCCCGCUGCCCCCAGGUCCAAAACCCCGGCCACUAGUUGGAAACGCCCUUGAUCUUCCUCACACCAAACAGUUUCUCGCGUUCGAUCAGUGGGCAAAGGACUACGGGGACAUUGUCCAUAUCAGUCUUUUGGGUCAACCGGUCAUUGUCCUUAACAGUGCCGAGGCGGUCACCGACCUUCUCGAGAGGCGUUCCGCCAUCUAUUCAGAUCGUUAUCACUCAACAGUCGUUGACAUGAUCGGAUGGGACUGGAACGUGGCCCUCAUGUGUUACGGCACACGCUGGCGGCAGAUCCGACGCUCCCUGCACGAGCACUUUCAUCAGUCUGCCUCGCGCAAAUUCCAACCCGCGCAGGUCUCCGGUGCUCGCGAUCUUCUGUUCCGCAUGUUGCAAAACCCUCAGAACUUUGUGCACGAUCUCCGCUACGUGCUCGGGGCGACUAUUCUAGAGGUCUCUUAUGGGGUCAAGGCCAAGGGUGCCACUGAUGAGUAUAUCCUGAUUGGGGAAAGAGCAGUAGAAGGGCCUACGAAGUCGCUGGUGCUCGGCGCCCUGUGGUGCGAAUUCUUGCCGUUCUUGCGGCGACUUCCGUUUGGAUGGCCGGGUGCGUCGUUUGCGCGGAAAGCUGUCCGAUAUCGGGGCGAGGCCAUGGAUCUGAAGCACACGCCGUUCAAGAAGGCGAUGGCCGACAUGCAAAGCGGUACAGGGACCUGGUCUCUCGCCACGGACGUUAUGACCCGUGACGACAACAACGACCUUCCUGCGAAGGACCGGGAAGAGCUGGCUAUGAGUGUCGCAGGUGUUGUCUACGGAGCCGGUGCUGACACAAGCUUCUCGACUCUAGAGACAUUCUUCUUGGCUAUGUCUCUUUACCCCGAAGUACAGUGCAAGGCUCAGGCCGAGCUCGAUGUGGUAGUCGGCUCUCACCGGCUUCCUGAAUUCGCGGAUCAGAGCCGCCUGCCUUACAUUGUUGCCAUCGUGAAGGAAUGCUUGCGGUGGCAGAAUGUCUUUACGCUGGGUCUACCCCACCGGGUCAUGGAGGAAGACGAAUACAAGGGAUAUCGCAUUCCCAAGGGCUCCAUGGUCCUCGGGAACGUUUGGACGAUGACACACAACCCGGAGAUGUAUCCCGAGCCCAUGACGUUCAUGCCGGAACGCUACCUCAAGGACGGUGCGUUAAACCCGGAAGUUCAGGAUCCCGGUGCCUUUGCUUUCGGUUUCGGACGCAGAGCUUGCCCGGGACGCCACUUCGCCCUCGCUUCGAUCUUUAUCUACGCAGCCUCGGUGCUCCACACCUUCGAGAUCCACCCGAAGAAAGACAAGGUCGGCAACCAUGUGGAGGUGGACCCCACCGAUCUCUUGCACGGAGUUGUAUCGUACCCCUCCAAGGUCGAGUGUGACAUAGUCCCUCGCUCCGCAGAGGCCGCAGCACUCGUACGGAAUUGUGCCAUGCAGUAG